This is a messenger RNA of Diachasma alloeum, 1039 nucleotides long. RefSeq names its product 39S ribosomal protein L19, mitochondrial (gene mRpL19). The transcript is spliced from 4 exons. Gene Ontology annotation, cellular component: mitochondrial large ribosomal subunit; ribosome. Gene Ontology annotation, biological process: translation. The record is from RefSeq and is a predicted model, not a curated record. Gene Ontology annotation, molecular function: structural constituent of ribosome. NCBI's taxonomy places the organism in Eukaryota, Metazoa, Arthropoda, Insecta, Hymenoptera, Braconidae. Bases 34 to 975 code for a protein of 313 amino acids.
UUCGCACGACUGACGUUCAUCGCGUAAUAAAACAUGUCAGCUGUGGGUUUAGCUCUGUCUCGACAACUCCGAUCUCAUUUUUCGGGAUUCAAAACAAUUUACAAAGACAUAAGAUGUCUCUCCACCCCCGCAGCCACCGCACAGGCCCCCCAGGAGUCUCCACCGAAGGACCCCCAAAGCCCGAAAACCCCUGAGUAUGUAAAACCCCGAAGCCAGGAACCGGUGGUCCCCUCUCAGUACAGAUUCGUCUAUCCCGAGUUCCUCCCUGAUCCCACCCCGGGCUUCCGCAAUCAUCUCCGCGAGAAACUCGAGAGGAUAGACAUGAUGGCGAGAAGAACCGUCCUCGACAUCCCCGAGUUCUACGUUGGAUCGAUCCUCGCUGUCACAUACUCAGAGCCUCAUGCACCAGGAAAAUCCAACAAAUUCGUGGGGAUUUGUAUCGAUAGGAAGGGCUGUGGCUUGAGGGCCUAUUUCCUCCUGAGAAAUGUUAUCGAUCACCAGGGGGUUGAGGUCAAAUUCGAUUUGUAUGAUCCUGCCAUUCAGAAAAUCGAUUGCUUGAGGCUCGAAAAGAGACUGGAUGAGGAAUUGUACUACCUCCGUGAUGCUCCGCUGGAGUACAGUACAUUCCCAGUGGACAUGGAGAUGGAACUCUUACCAGAAGGUAGUGAAGUCCCCAUCAACACUCUCCAGGUGCCCCUGAAGCCUAGGCCAUGGCUGAAGAGGUGGGAGAUAUAUCCAAUGAAGGGAAUUGUGCAGAGUACGAUCAUUACUACUGCGAAGAAGUGGCUGAGAGCUGAGAAGUUGAAGAAACCUUGGGAGAAAUACGACCUCAUGAAGGAAUACAGAUCCACAAUCCCAGAAGAAGAACAACAAGCCAUUUAUUCUGAAGUCUACUCCAAAUUAAACACACUAGAAAUUUCCAGGAAGAAAUUGAAACGCAAACGUGGAUUCGUUCGGCCAGCGAAGGGACAAUGAGCAUUUGUUAUAAAAUGUAUUGAUGACUGAUUGAAUCCUUGUUUAUAAAAGAAUAUUGACAGAA